Vigna unguiculata (cowpea) is the source of this 1824-nucleotide messenger RNA. RefSeq names its product transcriptional regulator family protein. The record is from RefSeq and is a predicted model, not a curated record. Gene Ontology annotation, cellular component: nucleus. NCBI's taxonomy places the organism in Eukaryota, Viridiplantae, Streptophyta, Magnoliopsida, Fabales, Fabaceae. Gene Ontology annotation, biological process: regulation of DNA-templated transcription.
GGGGGUGCAAAAGAAGCCUCGGAGGUGCAGGAGAAGCGCCCGAGUUUUAUUACAGUUUUCUCGUAUUCUAAAACCCAAUACUGUUUACAGAUUGUGUUUCUUUUAUGCCGGAUUCAAAGGUUUAUAUCUGAAAAUAAUUCCCAUUCUCCCAAAUUUGUUUCUCUACGGUUUGAAAUUUCUCCAAAACCACAACGAUCUUUUCUUCAUUCUUUGCUUCCUCACACUUACCUCUCCUUCUUCCUAAUUCACCCUUUUUAAAAAAAACCUUACACGUGAUUCCUUCAAGAAAACCCUAGUUAGCUUCCAUGGCGUCCAAGAAGAAGCACUCGGAGGGCAUCGCCUUGUUGUCCAUGUACAACGACGAGGAAGACGAUGAAAUGGAGGUCGACGACGAAGAAGAAGAUGCGAGAAUAGGUAUGGAAGAAGAUGCCGCGGUAGAUGCGAGAUUUGCAGCGGAGGAAGAUUCCGCAAAUAGAACAGCGGUCCUUGAUUCAGGUAAGGAGGGCGCUGAUGAGGGGGCUUCAACACCGCCGAAUAACAAUUUAAUUUCUCCACCGUCGGAGGAACCUAUGAUUAGUCGAAAAGGGGCGCUUACGAUAGUUGAUUACGGCCAUGACGAAGUUGCGAUGUCACCUGAGCCUGAGGAGGGGGAAAUAUAUGGUAGCGGUCGAGUCAUGAUUGGGGAGCAGCUUCAUGUCACCAAUGGGGAUUUGCUGGAGAAGACACUAUUAGGAACAACUUUGACACCUAGCAAUCAAGUUAGCACUCCUCAGUUAUCCGAUGAAGCAGAACUGGGUGAAGGAGAUCAGGAUGAUCCAUUGGAUAAAUUUCUUCCUCCCCCACCAAAAGCUAAAUGUUCAGAGGAGCUACAAAGAAAAAUAAAUAAAUUUCUGGAAUACAAGAAGGCCGGAAAAAGUUUUAAUGCUGAAGUUCGAAACAGGAAGGAUUAUCGAAACCCUGACUUCUUAUUGCAUGCAGUGAGGUACCAGGAUAUUGAUCAAAUUGGGUCUUGCUUCAGUAAAGAUGUAUUUGAUCCUCAUGGAUAUGAUUCUAGUGACUUCUAUGAUGAAAUAGAAGCUGAUAUGAGGCGCGAAAGUGAGAGGAAAGAGCAAGAGAAGAAGAAAGCACAGAAAGUUGAAUUCAUCGCAGGGGGCACGCAGCCAGGAAUUGUAGCUAGCGCUCCUAGGAUUAGCAUGCCUGUUGCAGGUGCUUCUGCUGUGACUACAAGUGGUUUGCCUUUGGUGCCUCCUACUGCUGAUUCUCGGGAUGGUAGACAGAAUAAAAAAUCAAAAUGGGAUAAGGUGGAUGGUGAUAGAAAAAAUCCUCUGCCCUCUGCGGGGCAGGAUUCUGUGUCUACCAUUGGGACUCAUGCAGCACUCUUAUCUGCUGCUAAUGCUGGUGGUGGAUACAUGCAAUUUGCGCAACAAAAACGGCGGGAGGCAGAGGAAAAAAGAUCCAGUGAAAGGAGAUUGGAAAGAAGAUCCUGAGCUGAGCCAUUCAUUGCUACUAAUAUAUUUGUUGUGCUUUCACAGAACAAAACUGGAAUGUUUAGAAAAAAUGUAAUUGAUGUCAUCGGGCCUUGUUCAAUUCAAUAAAAAUAUUGACAAUAGUUGUUGGAUAGAAUCAGUGUUUACAGUAAUUAAGCAGGAAUUUAUGGCAAGAAUUAGGAAAAGACAUUUUUACAAGAAACGAGGUUUAGCAUAGGAAGACAAAAGGGAAUGGUCCCAGUUAGGUAUGUAGCAGGAUACAAUCCAGUGGGAUUGUGGAAAAUUGUUUUGUUCGUAGUGACGGUCAGUUCAAAAAGCAGCACUCUGUUUCUGCUUU